CAUUAUUGGUAUUGCUUGAUGCAUAUACAGAUGCAGAACAAAAUAAUGAUCCAGAUUUUAUGGUUAUUGAUCUUAAAAAAAGAAAUUUUGCCCAUGGCUCAGAUAUAGAAAAUUUUAUGGUAUUAAAAAAAGCUUACAUAGAUAAAAAAUAUUCUAAACUAAGCAAGCGUCAAUCUCCAUCUUCGACUAUAAUGUUAACCGAUGAAA
Molecule: messenger RNA, 207 nt
Organism: Racocetra fulgida
Lineage: Eukaryota; Fungi; Glomeromycota; Glomeromycetes; Diversisporales; Gigasporaceae
Source: the annotation of a GenBank genome assembly